This is a messenger RNA of Anopheles merus, 1356 nucleotides long. RefSeq names its product enhancer of rudimentary homolog (gene e(r)). The transcript is spliced from 3 exons. The record is from RefSeq and is a predicted model, not a curated record. NCBI's taxonomy places the organism in Eukaryota, Metazoa, Arthropoda, Insecta, Diptera, Culicidae. The coding region runs from base 294 to 605 and encodes 103 amino acids.
GUGCAAUCGUAGCAACAAAAAAAAGCCGUGUGCCAUCGGACGGACAGUACACCUUUUGGGCCGACAAGCGGAACCAAUUUCCAGUCGCGCGGGUAAAUUAAACAACAGAAUCCACCCGCCUGCUCGAUCAACGCCAUCAACGCUUUUCCACAAUCAACACACCACGCCGGUGGGCUGGACGCCGCAUUUCCACAUCGGCAAACGGCGGACCAAAGGUAAGCAACGGUGCACUGUUGUUUACCUUUUUAGUUGGCAAUUUUUCCUUCCCUACCGCAACCCGGCGAACAGACAGAAUGUCGCACACCAUCCUGCUGGUGCAGCCGGGGCAGCAUCCGGAAACGCGCACCUACAGCGACUACGAGAGCGUGAACGAGUGCAUGGAGGGGGUGUGCAAGAUCUACGAGGAGCAGCUGAAGCGGCGCAACCCCAACACACCGACCAUCACCUACGACAUUAGCCAGCUUUUCGACUUUGUCGAUCAGCUAAUCGAUCUCAGCUGCCUCGUCUACCAGAAGUCGACCAACACCUACGCGCCCUACAACAAGGAAUGGAUAAAGGAGAAAAUCUACGUGCUGCUGAGGCAGGCGGCCGGCACCAACGCGUAACCCAACCGGUGUCGGACGAAGGCGGCAGCACGUGUUGCGACACGAGCCGAUUUUUUAUUUCAUUUUAUUUUAUUUUUUAAAUCUCCUUUCCCAUUACUUGUACACACUUUUACACGCUGAGAUUGUUUGAGAUUGAUCCCGAAUAGCCAAAACAAAAAAAAAACGGUCCCAACCCAAGGACUGUGUAGGAACGAGGUAAAAUAUUAGAUAAAAUCGGUUUGUCCAUCUUGGAUGCCAUUUGACAGCGGAGAGCCGUUGAAAAAUCAUCAUACCUUCAAACAUUCAUUACUACUAGAGGCAUACAUACUUUUUUUGUAAAAUUUAUGAACCUAUUAACAAUUUUCAUGCGAUUUCCAGCCCUUUUCAACAUUAAAAUCCUAAUUAAAAUUCGAAUCGAAAAGGGCUUUCAGAAGUCAAACUGCUGUAACGAACUUUUGGCUACUUUGUCAAAUCGUUCUACAUUACUUGACCUCGUUGCUGCACAGUCGUUGGUCCCAACCAUUGGGAUGAGGGUGAGGAGGUUGAGUUAAGUACGCCAAAACGACGUUCAUGAUAGCAAAGGUGGCGCUUUAUCAUGAAACCUGUGCGCGCGGUAGUUGUUAAGGGUCGCCCACCGUCGCCGCCGCCCCGCGUAUACACAAUGUGUUCAAGAAGCAUACCAUGUAACGGUUGAGUAAUAAAACAAUAUUUUAACAAGCAUAAGAAAGCUCGCAACGUUUUUGGCGUGUUGAAAUAGUAGAUCAACAGCGAG